Molecule: messenger RNA, 2818 nt
Organism: Eleginops maclovinus (Patagonian blennie)
Lineage: Eukaryota; Metazoa; Chordata; Actinopteri; Perciformes; Eleginopidae
Gene: fam234b
Product: family with sequence similarity 234 member B
Exons: 13
Coding region: 82-2136 (684 amino acids)
Source: RefSeq, a predicted model, not a curated record
CCUGCCGUGCGGAGCCUGUUCAGUUGAUCAUCACCGCUGCCUCUCGUCUCGUCGCUGCCUCUCGGAUCCGUUAAAGGAGAAAUGGCUGCAGCACUGUCCCGUGCCCUCAAAUUACCCGGGAAGAAGGGCUCGGAGCUGGGGGAGUACGACCCUCUGACCCAGGCCGACAGCGAGGACGAGAGCGAGGAGGAUGACCUCGUUCUCAACUACCCCCGAAACGGCCUCAGCAGGGACGGCUGCCUCGGCUUGGGCCCCUCGAAGCUGCGGGGCAGUAAAUCGGGAAGACUGGGGGGCGGCGAAGACGGGGCUCAGCAAGACGAAGAGGAGGAGGAAGAGGACGACGACGACGAGUGGAGAGAACGACUGCCGAGCAAAUCCAGGCCGGACAGAGACGACAUGAAAGGCAUGCAGUACUGGAGCCACAGAGACACGGGGAGGGACAGAUCAGGGGAGGACAGAGGGGGGUCCGGGACAUUAGGGGGUGCUGCGAUUGGGGUUCAUAGUACUGAGGCGGAGGAAAAGAGGAUGAGGAUGAAGACUGCGAUCCGAAGUGCGUUUUUCCUGGUGCCUUUGGUCUGCGCGGCGCUGCUCGUGCUGCUGUGUGCGUUCCUGAUCCCGUGUCGGAAGGGAGAUCUGGGGGAGAGGCCGCAGUGGGAGAGAGCGCUGGGGGACGCAGAAGGUGUAACUCCACCGGCGCUUGCGUUAUGGGAUGUUGACGGUGAUUCAGUGGCGGACGUGUUUCUGGGAGUAACUGAAUGGACCAACGACACCCAUCCAAAGCAAGGGAACACGAUCUUCAGUGCGGUGGCCCUGUCUGCGGUCACCGGUCAGGUGCUGUGGAGGAAGGUGAUGCGGGAGUGUGUGAUGUACAUCCAGUGUGGCCUGCGGUACAGCAGCCAGCCGUCCCCCGUGGUCCUCCUCAUCGGGAAGUCCAUUAUCAUGGCAGUCAACGGCACGACCGGGAAGAAGCUGUGGUCGGUCCUGCUGAAGAGCAUUGAAUCCCAGGCGAUUUUACUUCCAGACUUGCAGGGCGACUCCGUCCCAGACCUGCUCAUCGCCACCCUGCCUGCAGACCAGGCUCUGGAUCUGUCCCUGACGCUGAUCUCCGGGCUGUCGGGGGCGAAACUCGGACAUCCCGUGCCUUUCAACCUCACCGGACAAGGGAAGCUGAUUGGUCCUAUGCUGCAUGAGACGCAACAGGGGGCUUACUACAUCCUCUUUGGACUAGGUAACGUGGAGGCCAUUUCCCUGCGUGAUAUCUAUAUUCGAGCCACUGGGAAGAUGCCCCUCACUCAGGCCCUCAGCAGGAAGGAUCCAGGGUGGGAAGCACUCAAGAAAACCAACUCCUCAUCCUUCAUACACAUUUACAGAGGAUCUGAGCGUGUGGAUUUCCUGCUCCCUCUUGUGGCCGGUUUUGGGAACAGCCACAACAGCCUGGACUCGGUGUCCAACCUGAACUCCAGCCGGAGCGACUGGGCGCUGGUGUUCGGCUCCAGCAAACUGUCCGUGCUCAGGCAGAAGGACAUCAAGAAAGAAUGGACCUUCAACUCAGCUCCCAUUCAAAGCCAACCCACCCCGGGAUACUUCAACAGCGAUGGAGUCCUGGAUCUUUUCAUCACGCAUGCAACAAACGGCAUCAUGAUGGCGCUGGUGGUUGACGGGGCCAACGGGAAACUCCUCUGGUCGGCGGAGUUCGUGUGUCCUCAUCUAGUUUUGGAUAGUUCUGCCAUCUCCACCUCAACCGGCCAAUCAGCUUUCCUCUUCUGGGCCAGCGAUCCAAUCAAAGCUCUGAAGAAUGGUACCAAGACAACCGUGUCUCCAGGUGUUGCUGCAGCCGAGCCGCUCAUCAGAAAACUCUUCCUGUUGCAUCCUACAUAUCCCACAAUCCUGCUGGAGCUCACCAGCACCACUGACACCACUGUCACCUCCGCAGUGAGUUACCAGGAGCAGCAGAAGGACGCCUCCUACAUCACCGUUUCCUCCCGACCCACACCCGACUCGAAGCCCGGCGCGCGGAUAGUGAAGAGCAUGAGUCUCCGAGCUGCGAUCGCCAAAGGACAAAUUAUCAGACUGGAGGAGAGCAGCAAGCCCGGGAUCCACAAGUUCUUCAAGGGGUUGUCCUUCAAACGCCACUAAUGAACCACCGCUGCUUCCACGCCCUGCGUCACUGGAAGUGCUGCCUCUUGAGGAAAUCCCGUCACAUGGAAGAGACUCAAGUUUGUGGAAACGUCUGCAAUAAAGACACUGAGGAUUCAUCUGGAGCUGUACAUACAUCUGGUUUGGUUCACUGAGUAUGAAUUGAUUUGACGGUACCUUGAGAUUUCCUUUCUGUAUAAAGAUAAUAUGUGUUGGUACGUUGUUUGUAUUAUAACAUGUUUAAGUUAUUGGGAGGUCUUUAAUAUUUCACUGAAUGUUUCUACGAUUGUUUGGCUUCGGUUGUAAGAAGAGACACUCGGUAGAAGCACAAUAAUCCUGAAGGAAGAACGUGUGAAUGUGUUUACAGUUUUCAACACUCCUCAUAUCAUUCAGCUGGUCAUGCUUUUUGUUAUUAUGAAGCCCCUCAUGUUGUUCUGACUGCUCAUCACGUUGGCGUUAUAGGGAGACUGUAAAUACUCGAUGCUGUACAGUAUUUAUUGCGUUGCUUUGACAUUUUCCUUGUUUCAUUUGAUGCGUUGUUGGCAGUUUUUUAUGGUUAUAUAACUCAACCAUUUGUUUUUUUCCCCCUGAAUAUGUGCCUGCUAAAGGUUAUGGCAUUUCAAUGUAAUCUGCAACCCUCGCAUAUCGCAAGAGAAAGAAUGAAAAUCCAUUCUUACCGCUU